Monodelphis domestica (gray short-tailed opossum) is the source of this 348-nucleotide messenger RNA. The record is from RefSeq and is a predicted model, not a curated record. NCBI's taxonomy places the organism in Eukaryota, Metazoa, Chordata, Mammalia, Didelphimorphia, Didelphidae.
AUGCUGAGCAGCGCAGUCCAGAGAAGUGUAUCUGCGCUGCUGGGGAGGCAGCCGUUGGCGUGGCAGGUCGGGACCGAAGGGGUGCAUACCACUGUGUCCCGGCCGAAGGCGGAUAGUCCAGCGUCCGGCCAGACUUCUCCGCCCCCUGCCUUCGACCCAGCCUUGUUGGAUUUCCUGGUCUGCCCCCUUUCCAAGAAGCCUCUCAGGUAUGAAAUGUCAACAAAUGAACUGAUUAAUGAAGAAUUGGGAAUUGCUUACGCAAUCAUUGAUGGCAUUCCUAAUAUGAUACCACAGGCAGCAAGAAUGAUACAUCAGAAUAAUCAACAAGAAGAAAAAGAACCAAAGUAG